GAGGAAGACUAGCGCAGGGCCGCUCGGAAACCCUCGGGCAGCCUCGGACCUGUUCGGAUCGGAUCGGCUCCGCACUUCGGGGCCGCUUCGGCCCUCGUCGGUUCUGGACUGUCAGCCGUCAGCUUGACUCGACUGGGCCGCUUCGUAUCGGUUCGGCCCCUGUUCGGGAGGCUUCGGCUCGGCUCGGCUCGGCUCGGCGGGCCGGCUGACCUCCUCCAGCUGCGCGCUUCGGGCGGCAGCGCGGGCUUCGGGUGGCCCCGGCCGGCGCCUUCGGGCGGGCUCGGCGGAGUCCGGAUGGAGGACUCGGACGCGGCCGCCAAGCAGCUGGGCCUGGCCGAAGCGGCGGCGGUGGCGGCCGCGGCCGCUGUGGCGGCGGCGGCCGCGGCCGCGGCGGGAGGCGAGGCGGAGGAGCCAGUGCUCAGCAGGCACGAGGACUCGGAGGAGGACGGAGACUCGGAGGCGGAGCGCGAGACGCGGCGAGUGACGGCUGUGGCGGUGAUGGCCGCCGAGCCCGGGCACAUGGACCUGGGCUCCGAAGCCCUGCCGGGCCCCGACGAGGCCGCCGCGGCCGCCGCCUUCGCAGAGGUGACCACUGUGACGGUGGCUAACGUGGGUACCUCCGCAGACAACGUCUUCACCACGUCCGUGGCAAAUGCAGCCUCCCUCUCAGGACACGUUCUGUCUGGCAGGACAGCCCUUCAGAUUGGGGACAGCCUGAACACUGAGAAAGCCACGCUGAUCGUGGUGCACACAGACGGCAGCAUCGUGGAGACCGCCGGGCUGAAGGGCCCCACCGCCCCCCUCACCCCAGGCCCCCAGUCUCCCGCAGCCCCCCUCGCCCCCGGCCAGGAGAAGGGAGGCACUAAGUACAACUGGGACCCGUCGGUGUACGACGGCGAGCUGCCUGUGCGCUGCCGGAACAUCAGCGGCACGCUGUACAAGAGCCGGCUCGGCUCAGGAGGCCGGGGGCGGUGCAUCAAGCAGGGGGAGAACUGGUACAGCCCCACGGAGUUUGAAGCCAUGGCGGGAAGGGCCAGCAGCAAGGACUGGAAGAGAAGCAUCCGCUAUGCAGGCAGGCCGCUGCAGUGCCUCAUCCAGGACGGGAUCCUCAAUCCUCACGCUGCCUCCUGCACCUGUGCCUCCUGCUGCGAUGACAUGACCUUGAGCGGUCCUGUCAGGCUCUUUGUCCCCUACAAAAGGCGCAAGAAGGAGAGUGAGCUGCCCACGACACCCGUGAAGAAGGACUCCUCCAAGAACAUCACACUGCUUCCCGCCACGGCCACCACUGCCUUCACCGUGACCCCCUCAGGGCAGAUCACUACCUCCGGCGCACUGACCUUUGACCGGGCGUCCACCGUGGAGGCCACCGCCGUCAUCUCAGAGAGUCCGGCCCAGGGCGAUGUCUUUGCUGGGGCCACAGUGUAUCCCAGACAUUGUCUUGCAACAGUUCAGACUCACCCUGUUUCUGGGGCUCGGGAGCCACACAUGGCCAGAAGCCUAUUGGGUGGUGCAGCUGUGGGCAGUCUGAGGUCUAAGAUCUGUGCAGCCACCCUGGGUCUCGGCUGUCUCGCCCCUUUCCUGAUAGUUCAAGAAGCAGGGGUGCAGCCCCCGUGCAGGGUCGGCCACCCGGAACCCCACUACCCAGGGUACCAGGACAGCUGUCAGAUCGCACCGUUUCCAGAAGCUGCACUGCCAACGUCUCAUCCUAAAAUAGUGUUGACUGCCCUGCCGGCCCUGGCCGCACCCCCCUCCACCCCUACCAAGGCUGUCUCUCCUGCGGUGGUCAAUGGGCUGGAGAUGUCGGAACAGCGGAGUUGGCUGUACCUGGAAGAGAUGGUCAACUCCCUGCUCAGCACAGCACAGCAACUCAAGACGUUGUUUGAACAAGCCAAGCAGGCCAGCUCCUACCGAGAAGCCGCCGCGGCCCAGGCCAGAGUCCAGGCAGACGUUGAGCGGAAAGAGCAGUACUGUGUCAACUGCGGCCGAGAGGCCAUGAGCGAGUGCACGGGCUGCCACAAAGUCAACUACUGCUCCACCUUCUGCCAGCGCAAGGACUGGAAGGACCACCAGCACGCGUGUGGCCAGGCAGCUGCGGUCACGGUCCAGGCGGAUGAGGUCCACGUUGCCGAGAGCGUGAUGGAGAAAGCGGCCGUGUGAGGCUGCGGGGCCACCACAGGCCGCGGGCCUGCAGAGGACUUUGUGGGACGCUGAGGACGUGGGACCUUGCUGGCCAGCUUACGGCGGACUCUAAGUGGCCCGUGCCCUUGGCAUGAGCUUCUGCCGCCCAGAAGCUGAGGGCGUUGGGGCAGCGCCGGCUGGCCCAUGGCGCCUUCUCACGGUGCUCUUUUUUAUCCCUUGGAUCAUGGGCGUCUGGUCUGACCCACAGGCGUGUUGUGUGCUGUAACACACGUGUACAUACAUGUGUCUGUCAAUAAAGUUGAUGUUUCCCUGCCCACCUGGACGGGCGAUUCCA
Messenger RNA from Manis javanica (Malayan pangolin), 2473 nucleotides. It is a transcript of the gene DEAF1, whose product is annotated as DEAF1 transcription factor. Gene Ontology annotation, molecular function: DNA-binding transcription factor activity, RNA polymerase II-specific; DNA binding. NCBI's taxonomy places the organism in Eukaryota, Metazoa, Chordata, Mammalia, Pholidota, Manidae. The record is from RefSeq and is a predicted model, not a curated record. Gene Ontology annotation, cellular component: nucleus. Gene Ontology annotation, biological process: regulation of transcription by RNA polymerase II.